AUGAUGAGAGGUGGCGGUCGCCGGAGCGUAAAAUAUGAAGAAGUAAUCAUCCUGGUAGCAGCUGGCCAGGACUUACUUCGAGACGAAGGUUUCGAAACGAUGGUUCCAGGGGACAGGAGCACCGUGUGGCUGCCUGAACGCGAGACUAGAACAACGGAAGGGAGGGUCGAGGGUUUCAGCCCGGGGUCGAGCUUAAUUUCGCGGCCACCUGGAAAUCCUUUGGUAUCGUGCCAACUCAUUGCCGGAUUCAUUCAUAACGAAAGAGACUUACAGCCCUCAAAGAACACAACUUCGUAUAUUAUGCGUAUCGUGAAAUCCCAUCUCGCGGAAGUCGGAAGUCUUAGAACAGUUGUUAAUAAUAACGUGUUACAUCCGCUUCGAAACUGUGAAAUGUUAAACAAUUUCCACUGCGAGCAACACCGGAUUCUAAUAGCUCUGCAUCGCGAUAGUAUAUUAUAUAAAGGGAGAGCGCCUGUAGCACAGCGGGGAAUUCCAACAUCGAAUAAACUAUCAUCUAACAGACGUGCCAGUAGUUUGAAAGUUUUUGAACGACACCAAUGCGCAAUAUUCUUAGACAAUGGGCACACCACCACAACAGUCACAGUAAGAAUGGAACGUUCGAAUCCGAGGAAUCUUUCGGCGAGGGUUUGGGUAGCUGUCGAUGAAAACCACUCGCAGAUGAAAAUUGCUUUCGGCAAAUGGUUCGAGGAUUGUGUACGGGGAGUUAAAUUAAAUUCGCGAAAAACGAGAACACACUCCUCUCCGAAAUCGAGGUUAGGAUUUAUUCGAAGACAAGUACCGUAUAGAGGUUCCGCUGUAGGCAUGCAAUGGAUCGAAAGCAAUUUGCCGGCCAUUCGAUCCCUCGAAGACCACGUCCUCAUCGAACAAGCUCGUAUCCCUCGUCAGCCUCAUCUUGAAGACCCUGAGACAGAAAUCAUACCAGAUUACACGUUA
Messenger RNA from Heterotrigona itama, 954 nucleotides. Lineage: Eukaryota; Metazoa; Arthropoda; Insecta; Hymenoptera; Apidae. The record is from the annotation of a GenBank genome assembly.